Molecule: messenger RNA, 1609 nt
Organism: Bubalus bubalis (water buffalo)
Lineage: Eukaryota; Metazoa; Chordata; Mammalia; Artiodactyla; Bovidae
Gene: HYAL4
Product: hyaluronidase 4
Exons: 5
Coding region: 164-1609 (481 amino acids)
Biological process (GO): hyaluronan catabolic process; carbohydrate metabolic process
Molecular function (GO): hyalurononglucosaminidase activity
Source: RefSeq, a predicted model, not a curated record
AGGGCAUCCUUUGGCCACUGAAUCUCUGCUCUGCAUCAGGUGACGAAAGGACUGGCAGCAAACAAAAGCAAAGGUGCCGGGGCCCCAGAGACCACCAGGAACACACCUGUCGUUCCGUCUUCCAGAGUGAUAUUAAAGUGGAAGAUAAGAUUUUUAUCUCAUCAUGAAACCAUUAUCUGAAGGACAGCUGAGGUUUUAUGUUGUUCAAGCAAUACAUCUCAUAUCAUGGCUAUUCAUACUUUUCAUUCUGAAGUCUAUCUCUUCCCUGAAACCUGCCCGACUUCCAGUUUAUCAAAGAAAGCCCUUUAUAGCUGCCUGGAAUGCUCCAACAGAUCAGUGUUUGAUAAAAUAUAAUAUAAGGCUGAAUUUGAAAAUGUUUCAGGUGAUUGGAAGUCCACUGGCCAGGGCCAGGGGGCAAAACGUUACUAUAUUUUAUGUCAACAGGUUGGGAUACUAUCCAUGGUAUACACCCCAGGGAGUUCCCAUUAACGGAGGUCUCCCCCAGAACAUAAGUUUGCAGGUACAUCUGGAAAAAGCCGACCAGGAUAUCAGGUAUUACAUCCCUUCUGAAGAUUUCAGUGGACUGGCUGUUAUAGACUGGGAAUACUGGCGACCCCAGUGGGCCAGGAACUGGAACACAAAAGACAUCUACAGACAGAAGUCAAGAAAGCUUAUUUCUGAGAUGCAAGAGAAUGCAUCAGCUGCUGAUAUUGAAUAUUUAGCCAAAGCAACCUUUGAAGAAAGUGCAAAAGCUUUCAUGAAGGAAACCAUUGAACUGGGGAUUAAGAGCAGACCCAAAGGCCUUUGGGGGUACUAUUUAUAUCCCGAUUGUCACAAUUAUAAUGUUUAUGGCCCAAACUAUACUGGGUCCUGCCCGGAAGAAGAAGUUUUGAGGAACAAUGAGCUCUCUUGGCUCUGGAACAGCAGUGCUGCUUUAUAUCCUUCUAUUGGUGUCAGGAGAUCUCUCGGAGACAGCAAAAACGUCCUGCGUUUCUCGCAAUUUCGGGUGCAUGAAUCUAUGAGGAUCUCUAUCAUGACAUCCCGUGAUCAUGCCCUGCCUGUGUUUGUCUACACAAGGCUGGGCUACAGAGACCAGCCUUUACUUUUUCUUUCUAAGCAAGAUCUAAUCAGUACUAUUGGAGAAAGUGCUGCCUUGGGAGCUGCGGGCAUUGUUAUUUGGGGAGACAUGAAUUUGACUUCAUCUAAGGGCAACUGUACAAAGGUGAAGCAGUUUGUGAGUUCUGAUUUAGGGAGCUACAUAGUCAAUGUGACCAGAGCCGCUGAGGUGUGCAGCCUUCAUGUCUGCAGGAAUAAUGGGAGAUGCAUAAGGAAGGUAUGGAAAAUGCCUGAUUAUCUUCACCUGAACCCUGCAAGUUACCACAUAGAGGCCUCCGAGGAUGGAGAAUUUACUGUGAAAGGCAGAGCAUCUGAUACAGACCUGGCAGUGCUGGCGGAGAGAUUCUCCUGUCAUUGUUAUCAGGGAUACCAAGGGGCUGACUGCAGGGAAAUGAAGACAGCUGAUGGCUGCUCUGGGCCUUCCUCUUUUUCGGGCUCACUACUCACACUGUGUCUGCUGGUUUCCACAGGUUAUCAGAGCCGUCAGUGGUGA